CGACGUCACCGCAGAGUGGCCAAUCAGAUGACUCGUUGAACCGCGGAUAUUUGAAAAAUAAAAGAAAUGGCUGAAGUUCGAGCUGUCCUGCAGCACUGUGACCCUGCUCUUCUGGAUGACUGUGGAGACUUGGAGCAGCCGGCCUGGGCCGAAGCAGCCAGGAUGGAUCUCUACCUGACGGACAGCCGACGUGUCCAGAAAGUUCUGUGGCGUCAGCUGUUUGUCCUGGACUCCAUGGUGUCUCUGUUGGAGGGGUUUGAGUCCGUCCAGCAACUGAUGACGACGCCAUGUCCCCCACAACCAGGUGGCGGGGCUCGGGGCAGGUGGAAGGCUCUAAAGGCAGAGACCAGGUCGGGGGUGGAGGAGACGGAGGCUCUGCUCAGAACUCUGCAGGAGAGAAUCCAACAGAUCCUCGAGAGACGACACACGCUCACACAGCUGGUGCAACAUCUGCACAACAAGAAAAAGCAGACUGAACAGCUGAUGGAGUCCCUGCAGAAGGCCCAGAAUGCAUUGCAGUCUUGCGAUCAUCAGCUGGUCCAGCUGAAGGCGCAGGCAGAGUCGGCGCUCGGCCGGCUGACCAACUGGCAGCAACUCCGAGACGAGCUGCAGGUUUACAUCUCUGACGUACAGAGCGUCAUGCAGAUCAACCUGCUGUCUUUCAACCAAUCAGAGCUGUGUGUGGAGCUCAGGCCACGCCUAUCCUGCAACAUGUCAUCCAAUGAGCCGGAGCCGCUGAGGCUCUUGGUCACCUGGAGCCACGAUGACCGCUUCAAACUCCAGGUGAACGAGGGGACGGCCGGUCUGGUGGACGACUGUAUGUCGGGCAGACGCUCUGAGCUGAAAGCCGCCCUGCUCGAUGUGAUGCGGUGUUACGAGGGUCAGUUCGAGCUGCUGUCGGAGAUCCAGGGACUCAGAGCCAGUUUUGCUAUCGACUGGCGCCAUGCGCAGCGUGUGCUGGUCUACCUGAAGUCGGCGUUGUUGGUUUGCUACCUGGAGGUGGAGGAGGGAUACCCGAGCAGCGGACGGGCCCGACUGCUGUCCGUAAGAAGAGACGGGCAACCAGUGGACACAUCUGGACUGGAGCCUCAUAAAACUCAUCUCAGUCUGACUGAGUGGUUGGUCUUUCUCUGCAGCAGUCCUCUCAUCUGACCAACUCCCCCUUUGUUCUUUACUUUUCUCCCCUUCCUCACGUUUCACUCUUUGUCCGUCUCCUCCUUUUUAUUCUUGCUUCUGUUUCCAACGAUAAAGUACAGACUUGGACAGAGACGAACGUAUGUAAAGUUUCACUUUCCUAUCUGUGCAUUGUAAAUGUCUGUUUCUGUAAAGUCAGUGCACAAAACAUGGAAAUGUAAAUAAACCUUUAUACCAAAGAAAACUUUUUUUUAUUCAUUUGUCACAGAA
Labrus bergylta (ballan wrasse) is the source of this 1404-nucleotide messenger RNA. RefSeq lists its product as uncharacterized. The record is from RefSeq and is a predicted model, not a curated record. NCBI's taxonomy places the organism in Eukaryota, Metazoa, Chordata, Actinopteri, Labriformes, Labridae.